AUGAAGGUCAUCCUUGCCAUCAACGCGGGGUCCAGCUCUGUCAAGAUCUCAGUGUACUCCGCUGAGCCCAGCCAGUCACCCCACGAGAUCGCAGAGGCAGCCGUCAGUGGGCUGACAGCCCCACCUGCUCAAGUCUCUUACACGCGCGGCGACAUCCAGCUCAAGAAGAACGAAGAACUUCAAGACGAAGUGGCCACCCAGGACGAUGCUUUCAGGAUCCUUCUCAAGACGCUCAUCGACGACCCCGAGCUGCCAGCGAUCAAGGCAAAACAAGACAUCACUUUGACCUGCCACCGCAUCGUUCACGGCGGCGACUACCCUUGCUCCCAACUUAUCACACAGGACACGUAUCACCACCUCGAGGAACUCAGCGAUCUUGCUCCCCUGCAUAAUGGACCUGCCCUCAAGAUCGUCAAGUCCUGCGUCGAGCAGCUACCGGACGCCGUCAAUGUUGCGUGCUUCGAUACCCAGUUUCACUCGACCAUUCCCGAACAUGUGCGGACCUACCCCAUCAACCAGGAGAUUGCGAAGAAGAACCAUUUGAGGAAGUUCGGCUUCCAUGGCAUCAGUUACUCCUUCAUCACCCGAUCCGUCUCGGAGCAUCUCGGCAAAGACCGCGAAAACCUCAACAUCAUUGCCCUUCACUUGGGAAGCGGUGCAAGCGCGUGUGCAAUUCGCAAGGGCCAGAGCUGGGACACCAGCAUGGGACUGACCCCCGUUGCGGGUCUGCCAGGAGCCACCAGGAGUGGCAGCGUGGAUCCUAGUCUUGUCUUCCACUAUGCGAGUGACGUAGGCAAACUGUCGCCAAACUCAACGUCAGAACUACACCUCACCGAGGCCGAGGAGAUUCUCAAUAAGCAGGCAGGGUGGAAGUCUCUGACAGGAACCACCAACUUUGGCGUUAUAGCCACUUCGGACGAGCCGACACACAAGCUGGCGUUUGAUAUUUUCAUCGACAGAAUAUGCGGCUUCAUCGGCUCCUAUUUCGUCACUCUCGGCGGCCAGGUAGAUGCUCUCGUCUUCGCUGGCGGUAUCGGCGAGAAGAGUGACAAGCUGCGGAGGCGCGUCAUCGAGCAGUGCGCCUGCUUGGGCUUCACCAUCGACGAGGAGCUGAACGGCAACGAGAUUAAGUACACAGUGCAGGACGUCGGUAAGCGGGAGGCAAAGUGUCGCACUCUGGUGUGCAAGACCGACGAACAGUUUGAGAUGGCAAGACUAUGCACUGAGAAGAAGGAGCUCUGGUCCUAG
Colletotrichum karsti is the source of this 1248-nucleotide messenger RNA. Its product is annotated as acetate kinase. Gene Ontology annotation, biological process: acetate metabolic process; phosphorylation. Bases 1 to 1248 code for a protein of 415 amino acids. Gene Ontology annotation, molecular function: acetate kinase activity. The record is from RefSeq and is a predicted model, not a curated record. NCBI's taxonomy places the organism in Eukaryota, Fungi, Ascomycota, Sordariomycetes, Glomerellales, Glomerellaceae. The transcript has 2 exons.